This is a messenger RNA of Microcebus murinus (gray mouse lemur), 4037 nucleotides long. RefSeq names its product PNMA family member 2 (gene PNMA2). The record is from RefSeq and is a predicted model, not a curated record. NCBI's taxonomy places the organism in Eukaryota, Metazoa, Chordata, Mammalia, Primates, Cheirogaleidae.
GGCGAGGAGAAGGGGGAAGGAGGGGAGGGCGGUGCCACCCCGAGCCCGCGCUCCGGAAGUGAAGCGGCCAGACCACCGGCUAAUGGAUGCUGAGCAGAGAGCCUGCUGACCGCUCUCGGCUCCAGGGGCACUUGGCUUGACUGGAGCUGAUGUGGACACGCCAUUGUGUGGAGGUGGGGGGCAUCUUCCUGUGUUGGAAGCUUCUUGACUCGCAAGGAACAUUCCAGAACACCUGAACAGGGCUCCAAGCCGCCCCGCUGGGAGGCUUCUUUGCAAGAGUUCCAGGUGCCAGAGUGGAAGGCAUCUUUCCACCGACUGGACAGAGGCAAAGCAUCGGAGACCAGGAGAUCGUACAGGCAGCUGUCCCAGGUGCCUUGGUGGACAGUCAGAGCAGGGUGAGCACACGUGGCUGCCAGCAUCAGUGACAGAGACAGCAGCAACCAGACUGCAGAACCCAGACACAAGCCACCCACUUUGGGUCAGGUCUAAAGACACACUGGGAAGUGCUGAGUUCUUGCCCCUGGGAAGGUAAGGGUCACUGGUCCAGAAAACGUGAGGCUGUCUUGGAGUGACCUAGCCUGGGACUCAUUCCCUGGUGGAUAGGCUUAGAAGCUCAUCGAGGGUAUUUUUGAUCCUAAGGCAGUGCACAUCGCACUCACUGGUCCUGUAGAGUCAGAGUGAGUGAGGUCGUGGGACAAUGGCACUGGCACUGCUGGAAGACUGGUGCAGGAUCAUGAGCGUGGAUGAGCAGAAGUCGCUGAUGGUCAUGGGGAUACCGGCGGACUGCGAUGAGGCUGAGAUCCAGGAGGUCCUUCAGGAGACGUUAAAGUCCCUGGGCAGGUAUCGACUGCUUGGCAAGAUAUUCCGGAAGCAGGAGAAUGCCAAUGCGGUCUUGCUAGAGCUUACAGAGGACACUGAUGUCUCAGUGAUCCCCAGUGAGGUUCAGGGGAAGGGGGGUGUCUGGAAAGUGAUCUUUAAGACCCCUAACCAGGACACUGAAUUUCUUGAAAGACUGAACCUCUUUCUAGAAAAAGAAGGGCAGACAGUCUCGGGUAUGUUCCGGGCCCUUGGGCACGAGGGGGUGUCUCCAGCCACAGUGCCCUGCGUAUCCCCAGAGCUGCUGGCCCACUUGGUGGGGCAGGUGAUAGUGCACGCCCCCCAGCCCCUGCUGCCCAUGCGAUACCGGAAGCUGCGGGUGUUCUCGGGGAGUGCUGUGCCAGCCCCCGAGGAAGAGCCCUUUGAGAUCUGGUUGGAACAGGCCACUGAGAUAGUCAAAGAGUGGCCAGUAGCAGAGGCAGAAAAGAAAAGGUGGCUGAUGGAAAGCCUGCGGGGGCCUGCCCUGGACCUCAUGCACAUAGUGCAGGCAGACAACCCAUCCAUCCGCAUGGAGGAGUGUCUGGAGGCGUUUAAGCAGGUGUUCGGGAGCCUGGAGAGCCGCAGGACCUCCCAGGUGAGGUAUCUGAAGACGUACCAGGAGGAAGGGGAGAAAGUGUCAGCCUAUGUGUUACGGCUAGAAACCCUGCUCCGCAGAGCGGUGGAGAAACGGGCCAUCCCUAGGAAUAUAGCCGACCAGGUGCGCCUGGAGCAGGUCAUGGCGGGGGCCAGCCUGAACGAGAUCCUGUGGUGCCGGCUUAGGGAGCUGAAGGAUCAGGCCCCGCCCCCCAGCUUCCUGGAGUUGAUGAAGGUGAUACGGGAAGAGGAGGAGGAGGAGGCCUCCUUCCAGAAUGAGAACAUCGAAGAGCCUGAGGAACAGGUUGGCUAUGACCGCUGGGACAAUGAAGGAGACCACUAAAGUCCACCUGGGAGUAGGACUCUCAGCCAGUCCGCCUGGGGGACAUUCACUCUGCUAGGCUAAGACCUUCUCAAUGUAUUUUUCUUUAAUAUGAAAUAUUAAUUAAUUAUUAUGGGAUAUUAAUGAGUUUACUUAAUUCAAUAUGAGAUUGAAAUCAAGGCAUUCUAGCCCAUUCUUGAUUUUUCUUCCUAAGAAAAAAACACUUGGGAGAUCUUAGACCCUAGGUAGAUUAUUAAUCAACAAAAGAUUAAAUUCCAAAUAUCAGUAAGCAUGAAAGGAAUCUAAAACACUGUACUUCCAGUUUCCUUUAAGUACUCCCAAAUAAGCCAAAGUUUACCAUACCAUAGAAGAAAAAAUUGACGUUUGAAAAAAAAAGAAUCUUUUGUAAUAAUGUUUACAAAUGAAGCUGUUCCGACUUGACAGGUAUUGUUCUUUCUCCAAUCAGCAAAUUCUCUCUUAAGUAUCUAGCAUUGUGAGACACCAUAUGAGGAGUUACAGACCACAGCUAAGAUCUAUGGUUAAGCAGCUAUAAACCUAUAGAACAGGCCAGGCCCUCAGGGAGGUUCCAGUCUCCAUAAGCAGAUGGCCUAGACUGGUGAAAGGGUAACUAACCCUUUGUGUAAGUAAGUUCCUAACUCACAUAGACAUGUCAUCACUCAACGAAUAGGAUCAUCUCUGCCUGUAGGUUUCUUUCUUCUCUCACCUGGGAAGUGUUCCCCCUCCCCCCUCUGCUAGGUGUCAGAUAGAUGGUUCCAGAGCUAGGUGCUGUGUCAGGCCCUGAAGACACAGAUGACAUGGCCUAAUCCCUGCUUUCAAGAGGUCCCCAAAGAAAGGGUGGACACAAAAGGACAGUACGCAUGGGAGGGGGCAUGUGCGGGACAAGUUUGGAUUUAGUGAAUGGGCCGGUGUGGUUAGGAAGGUUUUAGAGGCGGCAAAAGGCAGAGAGGAGAGGAAAAGAACUCACAUUUAUUGAGGGCCUACUAUGUGCAAGAUGUUUCAUGCGUAUCCCGUGAGUGUGUACAGCAAUCCUAUUGUGGUAUAAUUUUGCUCUUUAUAAAGGGAAAGAAAUUGAAGCUCAGAUGGAUUAAGUGGUCUCAACACUCAAAUGCUGAGAAGUGGUAGAGUCUAGACAGAAGCCCAGAACUCUCUGACAAUGACACACAAUAAUCCACUCUCCACCACUGUAAUGGCUUUCAAAUUGUGCUCCACAGUUCUGCAGAGAUUUUUCAUCAGUGUCAUCUUCAGAAUGUAUUUUAAACUCUUUAAAUCUCUAAUAAGUAGCAAGUAGACUCAAGUGUGCUGAUAACCAAAUUUUAACAUGCUAGUAUUCACCAACAGGUUUGCUUUUAUUUCCAAAUUGAUUCACUUUGUGCAGACCUUGGAAUAAUGCUUCCCUUAUGGUAUCUGUACACGUAUCCACACUACUCUUAAUUGUUCAUAGAUUUAAAAAGUUGCAGCACUUCAUGGGCAUUUAAAUCCGGCCUGUGCAUGUCAUGUAAAGUGUGCUAGCACAGCAUAAAUGAGCACCAUCCAGUUACGUGAUAGGCAAAGCUCUGACACAGUUCACGUAUGGUCUCGUGGUAGAUUUGUGCGGACUAUAAGCAAGUUGCUUAGCUUCUCUAAACAUCAGGGUCCUCAUCUGAAAAAUGAGACGAUGAGAGUACAGGAUUGUUAUUAGGAUCAAAUGGCAUGGUGCCUUUUGAGCACUUUGCAUGGUGUCUGGAACAGAGAAGGCCCUCGCUACGUUGAGGCUCUUACGGUUUUCAUGAUGCUUACUGCCUGCACAGUGCAUGCCCUCUGACAGUUGUGUAGUCACAAGUAAAUACAAAAUCUUCCAGUCGGGUUGUGAUGCCAUUGCAUUAGAAACCACGUCAGCUCCUAUUGUAAGUCUCAGUGCUUGUCGUCUUUUAUAUUUGCGAUGAGUAUUACAGCAGUUGUUGAUGAUUGUUAGAGAUUCGAGUUGAAACAAUAAUUUCUUCUUUCUAGUUGUGGGUCAGUUUAACCAGAGACUACCCUGUAAUUUAAGAAAAGCAUUUUUUUAAGAAAAGCUAUCAUUUGUGAUUGUUUAUCUUCCUAAAUUAUAUUUUCAAUACUGUUUGGCCAAAGUGAUGCAAUUGUUGGCCAUUACACUGAUUUAAUGUGUUUUUCUGUUUGUGAAAAUGGCCUUGUUGUUGUCAUUUAUUGACAGUAUGCAAAGUAAAAUGUUAUAAAUGUGAAGUUAUAAAAUAAAUAUAUGCUAAUAAAA